AUAAUAACGUUGAUCCACAACCAGUUUGGUGAGUUCGAGUAACGCAACAGUUUGUCGUCUUCUUUGCGUCAAUAUUGCUGUUCUCUUUCAUAACAUGGUAUUUGGAUCGCCCACUGUUCCAUCGCGUAUCCCAGGCAUUCAUUCGCCAGUCCAAGAACCUCAUCUCUCGCCCACUUCUGCUAUAUUUGCAGGUAUAGACGAUGAGCUUCACGAUGCCUGGCGUGUUUACUCCCAUGGUCAGGAGGAAGAUCUCAGAUAUGCCCUUGAUCGUGUAAUCAAGAGAGUCGAAGAGCUAUCGUCCUUGCUCAAGAUCGCGUACAAGACUCAGGCCGAACUCGAGACAUCACUGAGCGUCGCAAAAUCUAAUUUACAGCUAAUGAUGUCCAACAAUGAGAUGCUCGAGGAAGCUCUCAAACGUGAAACUCCAUGCAGUGCGAAAGAUGUUGGCUGGCGGCGUUGGAGUGCACGGGAAGCACAGAACAUACAGCGUGUAUCAGACAUGCAACGCGUAUCAGAGGAAGAACGCCCAAAGAGCCUCGAUUAUGGCCCUCUCAAUGAUUCAGGCGCACCGUCCCACCCUAUGAAUGUUCCAUCAAUUGUUGAGCCAUCUCGUCCAUCUACCCCUUCAACUCCGGCGACGUCAUCUACAACUUCCCAAACUAAUCAGGAUCCGGGUCGUUUCUUCGGAUUCAGAUUCAAUAGUGGUUCAAAGCCGCCUGCCGUUCAUCAACACUCUUCUCAUUUAACGUCGCCUUCCUUGCCAACUCUCGUAGCAAGUACGAGAGAGAAAGAACUUCUGGACCUGCAAGAGCAGCUUGAACGGGAACGCGUCGCACAUACAACAGCAGCUGCAGAGAAGGCCGCUCUCGAAGCUGAACUUGAGUCCCUAUCACAAGCGCUCUUUGAGGAGGCGAAUAAGAUGGUCGCAACUGAACGCAUUAAACGCGCUGAGACAGAAGGAGAACUACAGGAAGUGCGGUUAGAAAAGGAUGCACUCAAGGAAGCACUGCGGUUGAUUGAAGGCGAAAAUGGUCGACUUCGGAGUGCGAAGCUCUCUACCGGUGGGGUAUCGGAUCGAACUCCACAACUGUCAUCUUCACAUUCUCGAAGUUCUUCGCGAGAUGCAAUAAAGUCUCCACCGACUUCUCCCACCCCCCCAUCACCAACCGUUGACGAUAUUACCGUAUCCUUGGGGCUUACACCAAGUGCCGUCUCGUUCACGCCAGAUAAUGCGGAGCAUCUUGCAGAUUUCAACCUUGAGCCAGCACCGAAACCUCCAUUUGCAGCGUCACACCGGAAAACGCAAUCCAUGGGGAAGGUGACCUCCAACAUCCCCGAUAAUUCUCCUCCCUUGGCUUUGGGCUUCGCUAGCCCAACGUCAGUAUCAUUUAUACCUGAUGAACCGUCCCCUUGGGCUGACGUGUCAGUGUCACCAUGAAUGUGGAUAGUAGAUAUCCAGAAGCUUGUUGAUCAUAUUCGCUUUUGAUGAUUGUAGUCAUAGGAAUUUCAUUUAGAUAUUCCUCCAAUCACAACACCUUAACACAAGUUGUGAAGCAUACCGGUAUCGGCAUCGCCGCAAGGGCAUUUACUAUUGUAGCUGAAUAUUCAAUGCACAAAGCAAAUAUGGGCGGAACGGGAACACGCAGUGCCCCGAGCCCUGCCCUCAUGACCUGUGUUUUGCUAG
Molecule: messenger RNA, 1684 nt
Organism: Suillus paluster
Lineage: Eukaryota; Fungi; Basidiomycota; Agaricomycetes; Boletales; Suillaceae
Exons: 4
Coding region: 95-1438 (447 amino acids)
Biological process (GO): exocytosis
Cellular component (GO): cell tip; Golgi to plasma membrane transport vesicle
Molecular function (GO): guanyl-nucleotide exchange factor activity
Source: RefSeq, a predicted model, not a curated record